UCACGAAAUAAUUAACAUAAAAUUGAAUUGAAUUAAAUUGAAUCCAAAAUAAAACGCCCUGAGAAGCUUUUCCUGUCAAAAAGCAAAACCAAAUUGCAGCUCUAAUUUUUUAUGUUUUAAUAUUCGUUUUCUUGUUGCUUUGCCAAAUAGAAGUUGCCUGUGAAAAACGCGCGCGCAACACCAUAAACCGUUACACCGCCGCCGUCGCCGCUUCUGCUACUUAUUUUUGAUUAAUAUCUGUUGACACGAAGAAAACGCGACAAAUCCCAUCUAGCAUUGUGGAUUAACAAAAGCAUUACGGCUUGCUUUCUUUCUUUCGCUUUCUAUCUCUAAACGCGUCUCCUAAGUCUUUCUUUGGAAAUACGAAAAAAAUACAACUGCAAAAAAACGGAAACGUUAUCUUCGGCUUUCGGUUAAUUUUCAAAUUUCGUUGCUUCAAAUUUUUCCUCCGAGACUUUGGUGUUGAAUACAAAAUUAUUGUAGCGGAAUUUAAGUGAAUAUUUGUUUACACCUCGAAAUAAAGUUGCUCUGAAAAUUCUCCAUAAACGGAAAAGCGUAAACAAAGCCAAAAAUAAAACCCAAGGCAACAUCCGGGAAACAAAUACAGGAUAUAAUGAGGCCAACAUAGAGAAACAAACAUUAAUUAAAGGAAACGAAAAAAAACGAAAUGUGGAAAUUAAUUUGUCUAUAAAAGAAACAAGCAAUUAAUCUACAAUAACAACAACAAAAAAGAAACACACAGAAAUAGGCAAAAAAGUGAAAAUUAAUACAAAAAAAAAACCGCAUACCUUUUCACCCUUACAAUCUUCGCUCCCAAGGGGAAAAGUUAUUUUCUUCGCUACGUGGUAUCUUUUCGUCUAUGAAAAAUUAACAAAAACAAACACAACACGCUCUUUGUGCUGCUUCAACGUUUUCCGAAUCAUUAAGACAUUGUCAGUAGUCGUCUUUUACCCCCGACGGAAACUAAAGACCACCAGCCACAAAAUUCGAGACUGAGCCGACAAAGCGUCUAUUAUUUUGAUUUUCUCGUCCAAUCGUUGUAUGAGUAAUAGCGCCAUGGUUGCCGUCGCCAUUUGUUGUAUUCUGGUCCUGUUGGCCGUUUUCAUUGUUAUCAUCAUAGUGGUCGGCCAGACAAUGGGAGAGCCUAAGUGAGAUAAGCUUCAACUGGGACCUGGUAAUUUCCCAGAUGGAUAACAAAUGCCUACCAAUUGUUAGUACAUCUCGUUAAAUACCAUCAUACAUCAAUCAUCAAUCAAAACAAUAAUAACAACAACAACAACAAAAAACAAACGUUAUAAAAUUCGAAAAUCCCUAGACAAUUGGACAACAAAUAUUAUUAGUAACAAAAAGAAGAAGAAAAGGACAUUUAUUUAGUGGACGAAAAAAAAUCAAAGUGACAACAAGAAACCCCCAAAAAACCAAGAAAACAAAGACAAAUUCUUAACCCAUCGUGUCAGUAUCAAAAUUGGCUGUGAUGUGUAAUUUUUUAUUUUAAUUCAAAGAAAAUAAUAACAACAACAAUAAUCAACAAAAACUACAACCACAACAACAAUUUAUAUACAUCAAAAACCUUUAGACUUCAUAACUCGUUUGUGUGUCAUGUGUGGUGUGCAGUAACAAAGAAAUAAUUUUUCAAUUUGGUGUUGAAUUUAAAACUUUUACA
This is a messenger RNA of Musca domestica (house fly), 1663 nucleotides long. RefSeq lists its product as uncharacterized. The record is from RefSeq and is a predicted model, not a curated record. NCBI's taxonomy places the organism in Eukaryota, Metazoa, Arthropoda, Insecta, Diptera, Muscidae. The coding region runs from base 1042 to 1152 and encodes 36 amino acids. The transcript is spliced from 2 exons.